Molecule: messenger RNA, 1008 nt
Organism: Brugia malayi
Lineage: Eukaryota; Metazoa; Nematoda; Chromadorea; Rhabditida; Onchocercidae
Product: electron-transfer-flavoprotein, alpha polypeptide, putative
Exons: 8
Coding region: 1-1008 (335 amino acids)
Cellular component (GO): mitochondrion
Molecular function (GO): electron transfer activity; flavin adenine dinucleotide binding
Source: RefSeq, a predicted model, not a curated record
AUGUAUGGAAUACGACUAUUCUCAUGUCAUCUACCAAGAAAACACAAUAUUCUUCAAACAGCUCUUCGAUGCACGGGUACAUUGGUACUGGCGGAGUAUACCAAUGAUAAGCUUAGUCCGAUAACGUUAAAUACUGUUAACGCUGCUUCUAGAUUUGGUGAAAUAUCGGUACUGGUUGCUGGUAGCAAUAUUAAUAACAUUGCUGAACAGGUAGCAAAAGUGGAGCAAGUUAAACGAGUAUUUAUAGCGGAUCAUGAAAAACUCAAGCAUCAGCUUCCAGAGUAUGUUGCUAAGGCUGUGGAAACACUUCAAAAACAGUACAAGUUCGACUAUGUAGUAGCGGGAGCUUCAACAUAUGGUCGUGAUGUAGUACCAAGAGUUGCUGCUCAAUUCGAUUCUGCUCCUGUGACCGAUAUCAUUGCUAUACACAGUGCUGAUACCUUCACGCGACCUAUUUAUGCUGGUAAUGCCUUAAGUAAGGUAAAAACUAAUGCCCCAGUAAAGUUCUUGACUUUUCGAGCGACAGCAUUUAAACCAGCCAAGGAAUCUGGUGGUAGUGGUAGAAUUGAGAAAGCCCCCGAAACAGAUUUUUCAUUCAAUGGUGUUGAAUUUUUAUCACAAGAAUUACUGAAGUCGGAGCGACCAGACUUACGGAACGCAAAAGUGAUAGUCUCGGGCGGUCGUGGUGUAGGUUCAGCAGAUAAUUUUAAAAUUAUUUAUGAAUUAGCUGAUAAAUUGAAAGCAGCAGUUGGUGCGUCACGUGCAGCAGUUGAUGCUGGCUAUGUUUCGAAUGAAUUACAAGUUGGACAAACGGGCAAAGUUGUUGCACCGGAGUUAUACAUAGCAAUUGGUAUCAGUGGUGCCAUUCAACAUACAGCAGGAAUGAAGGAUAGCAAAAUUAUUGUAGCUAUAAAUAAAGAUCCAGACGCUCCGAUUUUUGAGAUCGCAGAUAUUGGACUAAUAGCUGACCUUCAUAAAGCUAUUCCGGAAUUAAUCAAAGCAUUGUAA